Messenger RNA from Exophiala xenobiotica, 1215 nucleotides. RefSeq lists its product as uncharacterized. The record is from RefSeq and is a predicted model, not a curated record. NCBI's taxonomy places the organism in Eukaryota, Fungi, Ascomycota, Eurotiomycetes, Chaetothyriales, Herpotrichiellaceae. The transcript has 2 exons. The coding region runs from base 1 to 1215 and encodes 404 amino acids.
AUGCAUUUGGAACAGGAAUCGGCUGAGAGUCCCACGAAUGGGGUCGCUACACAUGAAGUUACAGUGGUCAACCGCUGGUACUAUCCGCCGGAUCUGGCAAAUGACAUGGAGAAUAUUGACAUGCCUAAGAGCAUGAAGGACGAAGUGCUGGCGACCGCAUGGGAAUACACGCGCUGCGUCAUCCCCGAAUUCACCAACUGGUCUCGGUAUCUGGCGUUUGCGCGCGUCAUCACCAUCGGUGUCAUUUGCGAGUUCAGUGGCGACAUGAUCAACGUGGCCGAGAGCAGGAAGAUGCUGGGCUAUGACGUUGACCAGGUGCUUGAUGCGCUUUUCAAAGGCACCCCCGGCCAUGAAGCCAUGUCACGCGAGUUCCGAGCAUUUCUCCUCAUCGUGGCCGACAAGACGAGCGACCGCCGCGGAGGAGAACUGUUCCGUCGAUACGUCAACGCCCUGGCCCGGUCACCGCGACAGUGGUUCCGUAUGCGGGACGGGGACGCGCUGGCUCGACUCACCAUUGCCGGUUUGUUGGCGUGCAACGACAUGGACGACGUCUACUUUUCCGACGCGCAAUUCGAGAUUCUGACCGAGCUGGCCGACACGCUGUACGACGCCGUAGCCUUUUUCAAACACCGUUCAGAGGGCGAGACCAACAGCACCUUUGCGUACGUCCCCACCGACCUCCGCAUCCACGCCUUUCACCAGGCUCGCGAGGUCCUGUGGGCUCUGGACACGUGCUGGGCGAAGCGGCCCGCGCUCCGCGGCGUCGUCAAUUUCAUCCGCAACUUUGGCGGCCCGCUUCACAUGGUGAUGCGCCGGUAUCGUUUCGUCGAGGAAAGCCUGACCAUUGGGCGACCGGAGUCAAACAAGGUCAUCGACCAAGCUCGCCGUCACGUCAAGCUGUGGAACCGCGUCGACGCGAAGAACGGAGGGAAAGAGGAAAGCUCCCCGGACGUCCAGCGAUACAAGCAUCUCAUCCAAAACCACACGCAGGAUCUGAUGUACACCGAGCUCGACGAGUUUCUGGAGCACAGUGACGAUUCGACCUGCACGGAUUGCCGCUUCCGCCGGAGCUAUGGCGCCGACAACGGGCACAUCUUCGGCGGAGUCGUCCUGUGUAACCGGUGUAAGGUCGCUUGGGGAGCUUACCUGGAAUCCUUUCCCAAGCGAACGUUGGAAGCUUUCCCUGAGCUCAAAGGUUUCGAAGGGUUUACUUAG